Uranotaenia lowii is the source of this 1897-nucleotide messenger RNA. Its product is annotated as ranBP-type and C3HC4-type zinc finger-containing protein 1-like. The transcript is spliced from 3 exons. The record is from RefSeq and is a predicted model, not a curated record. Lineage: Eukaryota; Metazoa; Arthropoda; Insecta; Diptera; Culicidae. Gene Ontology annotation, molecular function: ubiquitin-protein transferase activity; zinc ion binding; ubiquitin binding. Gene Ontology annotation, cellular component: LUBAC complex. Gene Ontology annotation, biological process: proteasome-mediated ubiquitin-dependent protein catabolic process; protein linear polyubiquitination; positive regulation of canonical NF-kappaB signal transduction. The coding region runs from base 103 to 1212 and encodes 369 amino acids.
AAAAGGGCCGCGUGGUGUGUUUUUCGCAUGAAAAUUUUGUUUGAUUUUAGUUUCGUUGAAAGUGUUCAGAAGUGUUGAUUUUCUGUGGUGUCAACAGUGAGAAUGGAAUCCCAAACAGAAGCCAAAACUCCCCAGUUCCAGACUUUCAUGGAAGAGCUACUUGAAACAGAAAAUGACCUUGUACCGAAUUUGGAAAGCUCGGAAUGUAAUAUUUGCUCAAAGGUUUUAACACCUAAAGAAGGAAUAGUUUUGAAAAACUGUUUGCAUUCGUAUUGCAAAGAAUGCCUUAAGGCAUCGGUUAUGCAAACAUGUCCGCCCUCCAUUUGUUGUCCGUACCCGAAUGGGCGUUUCGAAUGCAUCGGUACCAUGAUCGACACGGAACUUCAAAAAUUGCUUGGACCGUACGAUUACCAACAAUUUACAUUGCGACAGCUAGAGAACCUAGCCAAAGAACCACGGGAACUGAGCAAAGAUGAUAUGGAUAAACUACUGGUUUUAACGGAUAUGUCGUUGGUACCAAACGAAGACGCAUUUGAUUGUCCCAUUUGUUUUGAGACGAUUGCACCUCACGAAGGAGCUAUCCUUAGCGAGUGUUUCCAUACAGUUUGCAGGCAGUGUUUGACAAACACUAUUAAAUUUUCCCAGAAGGUCGAGGUAGUCUGCCCUAUUCUGAAGUGUUGUAGCAUAAUUCAAGAUUGUGAGAUAAGAUCAGUUCUUAGCAACGAGGAUUACUGCACAUUUUCAAAGAAAAUGAUGGACUUCUUUGAAAUCAAUUCCAACUCUUUCCACUGUAGAAGACCGAACUGCACGGGUUGGUGGAUAAUCGAAAAUGACAAUGACUCCUCGAUUGAAUGCCCCAUCUGCCGCUCCUACAACUGUAUUGUUUGUAAGGCCAUUCACGGUGGAAUGAGCUGUGCAGAGUUUCAAGAUAGACAGCUCAAUGGAAACGCUACUGUAGACAACAGACUUACAAUGCAAAAAAUAUCGGAAAUGCGCCAAUCUCGUAUAGCUAUGCCCUGUCCCAAGUGCGGGGUUAUCAUACAAAAAAAAGAUGGAUGUGAUGGUAUAAGUUGCACGUACUGCAAAACAGCCAUAUGUUGGGCAACCCUUGGACCACGUUGGGGACCCGGCGGUGUAGGAGACACCAGCGGUGGCUGCCGUUGUAAUGUCAACGGCUACAAAUGUAACGUCAACUGCCGAAAUUGCCAUUGAUAACCUGUUGCUGUUUUGUUGCUUAUGAGUUCUUUGCUAUGUUUUAUUAUUUUUUUUUUAUUUCCAUUCAAGCAAGCUAUAUUUAACUUACUGUGGUAGCUACGCGAACCUCCAACAGGCUAUGAAAUCGACUUAAGGGAUUAUCCCAAAAGAAACUAUAAACGCUAAAUGGCGUUGAAUAUUGCAUUGUUAUGGGUAACUAAUACCUAUAGAUAUAGAUUCUAAAUAUAUGCACAGAAAACAAUGAUUAUAAAAAAAGGUUAAACACGAGAUUCACAAACACUUUGCAAAAAGAUGUUGGUCACACGUUUUAUAGAGUAAUCGUAUAACGUUACAUCCCUCUGAUUCUGAACAAUUUCUCUGUGUAAGUUUUUAUAAGGCAGUUAUUUGCGUCCUAUCUGCCAUAUUUUUGUUGAAUCAGACUGUUUCUUAGAAAUUUUGAUUUGUUGAUAAAGGUAGUGGAGAUCAUCAUGCAAAUGUGUGAAGCAAUUGUUCUAAAAGUGUAGCCGAAAAUCUCUGAUGUUCCCAUGGGAAGCCCUUUAAGGACAGUGAAAGCAUCAAUCAGGAGAAAAGUGAUUAUCUUGCACGUGGAGACGAGAUUUAAAAAUCGGCUCUGAUGGAUAUAUUCACGAUCGACCACAAUAUCAGAAUUUUUCGACAUGGUUAUACGACGAGAACAGCACAG